This is a messenger RNA of Sander lucioperca (pikeperch), 1654 nucleotides long. It is a transcript of the gene wnt16, whose product is annotated as wingless-type MMTV integration site family, member 16. The transcript has 4 exons. NCBI's taxonomy places the organism in Eukaryota, Metazoa, Chordata, Actinopteri, Perciformes, Percidae. Gene Ontology annotation, cellular component: extracellular region. Bases 199 to 1377 code for a protein of 392 amino acids. The record is from RefSeq and is a predicted model, not a curated record. Gene Ontology annotation, molecular function: cytokine activity; frizzled binding. Gene Ontology annotation, biological process: cell fate commitment; multicellular organism development; canonical Wnt signaling pathway.
ACAGGCAGACACACACACACACACACAACAGAGAGAGAAACAGACAGAGAGACACACUCUCACACACACAGACAGAGCUGGACGGAGGCCGCCGCGCGCGCCCUUUAUUGGAUCCUACCGGACCCGGAUUAAUGAAUCUGCUCCCGGACCGGGUUUGGCCCGGGUUUUAGCCCGGAGGCUCAGAUAGAUGAAGAGGCCAUGGAGAGCCGACACAUGUGCACUCUGACCCUGCUGCUGGUGUCGGUGUGUCCGCUCUGCUGCAGAGCCACCUGGAUGUGGCUGGGCGUGGGUCCUGGUUCUGACCCGGCUCCUGGUUCUGACCCGGGUUCUGGUUCUGUCCUGGGUCCUGGUCCUGGUCCUGGUCCUGGUCCUGGUCCUGUCCCCCAGAGCCGUGUGUGUGCCGACCUCCCUCUGAGUCCGCGGCAGCGGGAGAUCUGCAGGAAGAAGCCGUUUCUGCUGCCGAGCGUCCGCGACGGCGCCCGCCUGGCCGUCGCUGAGUGUCAGAACCAGUUCAGAAACGAGCGCUGGAACUGCUCCACCAGCACCGACCCGGCCCGGUUCCGCCAGCAGCUGACCGCCGGAACCAAAGAAACGGCGUUCAUCUACGCCGUGAUGGCGGCAGGGCUGGUCCACGCCGUAACGCGUGCCUGUAGCCAUGGCAACAUGACGGAGUGCGGCUGCGACACGCGGCUGCGGGGUGGCAGCUCGCCGGAGGAAGGCUGGCACUGGGGCGGCUGCUCGGACCACAUCCAGUAUGGCGUCUGGUUCAGCCGCAGGUUCAUCGACGGCGCCGGAAGGAACACGACGGCCGUCGACGAAGGAUACGAGCUGAGCAGCGCCAGCCGGAACACGACGGCCGCCGGGCGAGGUUACACGCCGAGCAGCGCCAACCGGCACAACAGCGAGGCCGGACGGCAGGCGAUCGUGAAAACGAUGUUGACCCACUGCCGUUGCCACGGCGUUUCCGGUUCCUGUGCCGUGAAGACAUGCUGGAAGACGGUGGCGCCAUUCGAGCGCGUGGGAGCGUACCUGAAGCAGCGCUACGAGCAGAGCGUCCAGGUGUGGGACCGCUCCAAGAGGAAGCCGCGACGAAAGCAGCCACGCCGCCUCCCGGUUGCCGCGCAUCAACUCGUCUACUUCAACAAGUCUCCCAACUACUGCGUGGCGGACCGGCGCCGUGGCGUGGCCGGGACCAGAGGCCGGCGCUGCAGCCGAACGUCCACGGGCCCGGACAGCUGCGUCCUGCUGUGCUGCGGCCGCGGCUACAACACGCACCUGGUCCGGCACGUGCAGCGCUGCGAGUGCAAGUUCGUCUGGUGCUGCUACGUCCACUGCCGGCGCUGCGAGAGCAUGAACGACAUGCACACCUGUAAAUAAUCACCUGGACACUAAGACAGGGACACACCUGUAAAUAAUCACCUGGACACUAAGACAGGGACACACCUGUAAAUAAUCACCUGGACACUAAGACACUAAACUUCAUCCAGAGAUUUUAUUUUAACAGAAGACUUUGAUCUUAAACUCUGAGUUGUAUUUGAGUUUGUUUGCAGCAGUUAAUUUGUAGAGUGUGUGUGUGUCUCUGUGUGUGUGUGUCUCUGUGUGUGUGUGUGUCUCUGUGUGUGUGUGUGUCUCUGUGUGUGUGUGUGUCUCUGUG